Molecule: messenger RNA, 1864 nt
Organism: Neltuma alba
Lineage: Eukaryota; Viridiplantae; Streptophyta; Magnoliopsida; Fabales; Fabaceae
Product: pentatricopeptide repeat-containing protein At1g62670, mitochondrial-like
Exons: 1
Coding region: 5-1498 (497 amino acids)
Molecular function (GO): protein binding; mRNA binding
Source: RefSeq, a predicted model, not a curated record
CUCCAUGACUCCCCCGCCCUCCAUUAUCGAAAUUAAUAAGAUUUUGGGAUCACUUGCAAAGACCAAACACCACACCACUGCUAUCUCACUUUAUGCCCAGGCGGAAUUGAAAGGGUUCAAACCAUCUUUUGUUACACUGAACAUUUUGAUCAAUUGCUACUGUCAAGUGGGCGAUAUCAAUUCUGCUUUCUCUUCAUCGGGGAAGAUUUUCAAGUGGGGUUAUCGACCAAAUACGGUAACAAUGAAUACGUUGAUGAAAGGACUCUGCAUGAAAGAUGUAGGGCAAGCACUGGAUUUCCACGAUGACUUGCUGACAAAAGGAUUUUGCUUAAGCUCGGUUACCUAUGGUAUCAUAGUUAAUGGGCUUUGUAAAACUGGACAAACAAGAUGCGCUGUUAAGUUGCUUCAAAUGAUGGGGAGACAGAGAAUUAAAAUUAAGCCCGACUUGUUUAUAUAUACCACAGUCAUUGAUGGCCUUUGUAAAGAAGGGCUAGUAAGUCAGGCAUCUGAAUUGUGUUCUCAGAUGAUCAGUCAAGGUAUAUCUCCUGAUAUUGUUAUCUACAACACUUUAAUCCAUGGUUUCUCCAAUACCAACCAAUUGCACCAAGCUCUGAGGAUGCUAAAUAAAAUAGUCAUUAAAGACAUCACUCCUACUCGUCAUACCUUUAGUAUAAUAAUUGAUGCAUUUUGCAAAAGAGGAAGGAUCAUAGAAGCUGAAGCUGUUUUCGCUAAGAUGAUGAAGUGUUGUGUAAAACCUGAUGUUAUUACCUUUAGUUCUUUGAUGAAUGGCUAUUGUAUGAGGAAUGAUGUUAAUGAGUCCAUAGCAGUGUUCAAUAAGAUGAUCAAAGCUGAUUUGACACUUGAUGUUAGGGGUUACAAUAUAUUGAUUAAUGCAUAUUGUAAAUUAAAAAUGGUGGAUGAAGCCCUGGAUUUGUUUAAAGAAAUGCGUUGCAAAAAUUUGCAGCCUGAUAUAGUCACUUACAGCUCUCUUAUUGAUGGCUUGUGCAAAGCUAAGAGAAUGUCAUAUGUGAAAGAUUUUGUUUAUGAGAUGCGUCGCAAUGGUCACGCUCCUAAUAUAAUAACCUACAAUAUCAUAUUGGAUGCAUUUUGCAAAAUGAGACAUCUUGACGAGGCAAUUGCAUUAUAUCAACAUAUUGUCAAUGAAGGAAUACAACCUACAAUGCAUUCACACAACAUACUAAUUGACGGUUUGUGCAAAGAAGGUAGGUUAAAAUUGGCACAAGACAUCUUUGAAUUUCUUUUGACCAAAGGUCAUCAUGUAGAUAUCUAUACUUACAACAUUAUGAUGAAUGGACUUUGCAAAGAAGGCCUUUUUGAUGAAGCAUUGGCAUUGCUUUCAAAAAUGAAAGAGAAUGGCUGCCUCCCUAAUUUGGUGACAUUUACAACACUUGUUGGAGCUCUUCUGAUGAAAAAUCAGAAUGACAAAUCAGAGAUUCUUGUUCAUGUAAUGAUAGACACAGGUCUUCUGAAACAGUAAAACAAGGUGAAAUGCUCUAUUUUUAUCUUAUGCUUUACUUGUAUUAAGUGUGAUAUUAAUCCUUCAUAGACUUUAUCAUAACCACACUAUGAGCAACACCAUAAGCACACCGUGAUUUUGUUUCAAGUUGGUUGGUCAGUAUUCUCUCUGGCGGUAGAUCUUGUAUUUGUUGCUUUGAGUCGUGCAUGCAUCUCUAAAUUGAUACUUUGGCGCCACUCAUGGUUUUAAAUGGUAUAAUACUUGCAAUGAAGAGGUUUUAUGGAGAUUGAUGGCGGAAAAAUACUCCAAGUUAGAAAUAGAUGGGUCAGUUUGUGUCUCUGUAAGUAGUUCAUUCGGUGGAGUCAUGAAGAAUGUGAUGGGGGAGUG